Messenger RNA from Theobroma cacao (cacao), 5553 nucleotides. Its product is annotated as G-type lectin S-receptor-like serine/threonine-protein kinase SD1-1. Gene Ontology annotation, molecular function: protein serine/threonine kinase activity; ATP binding. Gene Ontology annotation, biological process: recognition of pollen; protein phosphorylation. NCBI's taxonomy places the organism in Eukaryota, Viridiplantae, Streptophyta, Magnoliopsida, Malvales, Malvaceae. Gene Ontology annotation, cellular component: plasma membrane. The record is from RefSeq and is a predicted model, not a curated record.
CAGAUUAACAAGGUGGGGUCAGGCUUUAGAGACUCAGAAACUUCAAAGUUCAAACAUCCUAGAAAUCUCCAUCAAACCAUCUACUUGCCCUGUGGGCCUCCAAAGAAAAUGUAUAUUUCCGCAUUAUUACUUUCUUGCUUUCACAUCAAAAUGAAUGGAUCCUUGGUUGUUCAGCAGAUAGGGGAACUUAACUGCUCUAGGACUUAAAGCAGGAGCUUAGGAGCCACAGCCUACAGAUGCUAGUGCUGAUCAAUUUUGCAUGAGAUUAAUUUUUAUCUUCUUAAGGUAUGGCUCUACCGCUUUAUUUAUGGGGAUUUGACCAAUAAUCUUCUAAUUUAAUGCUAUGAAAUUUUGUGGUUGAAUUCCAGAUACAUUGCAUCACUAUCAGAACUCAAAUAUUUUGACAAAUACAGAAAUGAAUAUAUGCCUCACUCCACUAGGUUAAACUUGUGCAAGUUUGUGUAAAUUUUCUGGUAUGGUAGAGGGCAACAGGACAGGGGCUUCAGUCUUUUGCUAACCAAUAACUGCAGGUCAGACUAACCAGAGCUUGCAAUUUAUCUGCUGAAGUUUAUGGAUUUCAGAAUCUCAUAAGGAAGCCACUUAAUGGCAUAAGAAAGCUUGGAUUACUGCUUUUCAUAAGGUUUCGAAAAGGGGCUCCAUCAGAUUAUUUUACCUCAGCCAGUAGGUUUCAUUCAUGAGGAGGGUUCAAUUCCAGCCUUACAAGAAGGCUUUAAAAAGAGGCAAAAAGUGCAGUGAGGCACGGGAAUUGUAGAGAUAGCUUGGGAUGAAAUUAAUGCUUUCACGUGGGAAACGGGCAUAGGAAGAAGGAAGAGGCGUUCGAGUCCCAUUUUUCUAAACCUCUAUGGAAGGUCUUAUCAUAAUUCUUCUUUGCUCCUUUGUGCUGCCUCAUGUAAUUAUAUCUACUACAGUGGACUCCAUAGAUACAACUCACCCCAUCAGAGAUGGUGAGACCUUAGUUUCAGCUAGUGAAAUUUUUGAACUAGGAUUCUUUAGUCCAGGUGGUACCGGCAAGCGAUACUUGGGAAUAUGGUACAAGAAAUCUGUCAAGACUGUUGUAUGGGUGGCCAACAGAGAAGUACCGCUCAAUGAUUCAUCAGGCGUUGCAAAAGUUACCAAUCAGGGAAUUCUUGUCCUUCUGAGUGGUGAGGGCAAAACUAUUUGGUCUUCCCACUCUUCAAGACCUGUGCGUAAUCCAGUUGCACAGCUGCUGGAUUCGGGUAACCUUGUUGUGAAAGAUGAGUGGGACGAAAGCUUCAUAUGGCAGAGCUUUGAUUAUCCAGGUGAUACACUGCUACCAGGCAUGAAGAUCGGAAAGGACUUUGUUACAGGCCUACAUCGUUAUCUAUCAUCGUGGGUGCAUUAUCGUUUGGUACAAGAGGAUACUUGUGACAAUUAUGGAUUAUGUGGUGCAAAUGGUUUCUGCAACAAUAAUAACUCCCCAGUUUGUACUUGCUUAAGUGGAUUUGUGCCAAAAAACAGCGAAGAACGGGAUAAGGACCCAGGGUCAGGUGGGUGCGUAAGAAAGACUCGGCUGAACUGUUCUGGAGAUGGAUUUCAGGAGAUUUCCGGAGUAAAGUUUCCGGACUCAGGACAACCCCCAAGUAACAACAGUAUGAACCUUGAGGAGUGCAACAUCCAGUGCACAAAGAACUGCUCGUGCACAGCUUAUGCUAAUUUGGAUAUAAGAGAUGGAGGAAGCGGAUGCCUGCUCUGGUUCGGUGACCUGAUUGAUAUUAAACACUCCACUGGUAGAGGACAAUCAAUUUAUGUAAGGAUGGCUGGCACAGAACUAGAUCAAACUCAUAGCUCAAGCACAAAUAAAUCCUCUUCGAAGAAAAAGAUGUGGAUUGCAGUGAUCUCUGCAUUCGUUGUUGUGGUGGUCACUGUAGGCAUAGCCCUGGUCCUUUUUCUUGGGAGGAAGAAAAGCCAGAAGAAAAAGGGCUCAAUGCAAGGCCUUUCAGGAAGUAGUAAUAAAUAUAAGGAUCAGAAGGAUGAUUUUGAGUUGCCGUUAUUCGACUUCGCGACAAUUGCUCGUGCUACCAAUAACUUUUCUCCUAUGAAUAAAAUUGGAGAGGGUGGUUUUGGAUCUGUCUACAAGGGUAUCUUGGAGGAUGGACAAGAAAUUGCUGUGAAGAGGCUGUCAAAGAGUUCUACGCAAGGAGACAAUGAGUUUAAAAAUGAAGUUGAUCAAAUUGCAAAAGUUCAGCAUCGAAAUUUAGUGAAGCUUCUAGGUUGUUGCAUUGAAACAGAUGAAAAGGGAUUGAUAUAUGAAUUUAUGCCUAACAAAAGCCUGGACUUCUUUAUAUUUGAUCAAGCUCAAAGCAUGUCAAUGGAUUGGCCUAUGCGCCACAACAUCAUCAAUGGGAUUGCACGUGGCCUCCUUUAUCUUCAUCAAGAUUCCAGACAAAGAAUUAUACAUAGAGAUCUGAAGGCUGCUAAUAUUUUACUAGACAACGAAAUGAAUGCAAAAAUUUCAGACUUUGGUUUGGCUAGAAGUUUUGGGGAGAAACAAACUGCAGCAAAUACAAGCAGGGUGGUGGGAACAUAUGGAUACAUGUCUCCAGAGUAUGCAAUUGACGGGGUUUACUCGAUAAAAUCGGAUGUCUUUAGUUUUGGCGUUUUGGUACUAGAGAUAGCGAGUGGGAAAAGAAACAGAGGAUUCUGUCAUCCAGAUCACCAGCUUAACCUUCUUGGCCAUGCAUGGAGGUUAUUUAAUGAAGGCAAAUCCUUGGAACUGAUUGCUGCACCGAUUAGAGACACUCGGAACUCACAUGAAAUCAUAAGAUCAAUUCAUGUUGGUCUACUAUGUGUGCAACAAAGUCCAGAUGACAGGCCAAGCAUGUCAAAUGUUGUUCUGAUGCUGAGUUCCAAAGACCCUUUGCCUCAGCCUAAACAACCAGGUUUCUUCCAUGAGAGGGAUCUGGUUGAAUUUAGUUCCUCAUCAAGCAGUCAAAAAAAAUUUUUGACAAGUAAUUUCACUAUAACAGUAUUAGAUGCAAGAUAAAUGACAAGUUCAUGUUAACAUUCUACAAAUGCUCAAGGCAUACCUUACCACAUCUCUUCUUUAAAAAGGUCCCCCCAAGUUCAAAAUUUCCUUCCCCAACUAUACUACCGAAAUGGCAACACGAUAGUUUCAGCAGGUGGAAGGUUUGAGCUUGGAUUCUUUAGUCCAGGUGCAAGCAGGAAGAAAUACUUGGCAAUAUGGUACAAGCAAAUACCUGUCAAGACUGCUGUAUGGGUGGCCAACAGAGAACUGCCCCUCAACGAUUCAUCAGGUUUUCUGAAACUUACCAAGCAGGGAAUUCUAGUCCUUCUGGAUCGUAAUAGGAGAACUGUUUGGUCUUCAAACUCAUCUAGACCCGCUCGAAAUCCAGUUGCACAGCUCUUGGAUUCAGGAAACCUCAUUGUGAGAGAGGAGAAUGACAGCAAUCCUGAAAACUAUCGUUACCUGUCAUCCUGGAAGAGUCCUGACGAUCCUUCUCACGGUAAUUUUACAUAUCGGUUUGAGGUUGGUGGAUUUCCAGAACUUAUACUGAGAGAGGGUUCAGUUGUUCGAUUCCGUCCUGGCCCUUGGAAUGGUCUGCGGUUUAGUGGCACACCUGAACUAAGACCAAACAAAUUUUUCACAGUUAGUGUUGUGAUCAAUGAGACGGAGGUAUAUGACACCUAUGAGCUUCAUAAUAGCACAAUUCUUUCAAGGAUGGUGUUAAGUCAGAAUGGACUUUGGGAGCGCCUCACUUGGACUGAUAGAACCCAGAGUUGGGAAGUUUUUGUUAUAGUACAAAUGGAUAACUGUGACAAUUAUGCACUGUGUGGUGCGUAUGGUAGCUGCAAUGCAAGUAACACCCCAGAGUGCAGUUGCUUGAAAGGAUUUGUGCCGCAAUUUCCCAAAAAUUGGGACGCUAAAAAUUGGUCAAAUGGGUGUGCUAGAAAGACCCCAUUGAACUGCUCCACUGAUGGAUUUCUAAAGUUCUCUGGCGUGAAGUUGCCAGAUUCACGAAAAUCCUGGUUUAACUACAGUAUGACUCUUGAGGAAUGCAAGAACCUCUGCACAAAAAACUGUUCAUGUACAGCUUACUCAAAUAUCGAUAUAAGAGAUGGAGGAAGUGGAUGCUUGCUUUGGUUUGUGGACCUGGUUGACAUUCAACAAUUCACUGAAAAUGGACAAGAAAUAUAUAUUAGGAUGGCUGCAUCAGAACUAGAUCAAAUAGAGAGUAUCAAAUCCAAGGAGAAAGAAAGAGUCAGAGUUGCAUUCGUCUGUGUGUUGACUGCAGCAGUGUUGAUAGUUGGCCUAUCCUUGGUGUUGUAUCUUUGGAGGAAGCGAUACCAUGAGAAACCUGGAUUGCUGACAUAUGUCCCUGAAAGCAGCUCCAAUGUUAAAAAUCAGAAUGAAGAUUUAGAGUUACCCUCAUUUGACUUAGCCGCAAUUGUUUUUGCAACCGAUAACUUUUCAAUGAAGAAUAAACUGGGAGAAGGCGGUUUUGGAGCUGUCUAUAAGGGGAUCUUGAAGGAUGGACUAGAAAUUGCGGUAAAGAGGCUAUCUAAGAGUUCUGGACAAGGACUUGAUGAGUUCAAAAAUGAAGUCAUACAUAUUGCAAAACUUAAGCAUCGAAAUUUAGUGGAGCUUUUAGGAUGCUGCAUACAGGGGGAUGAAAAGAUGUUGAUCUAUGAAUUUAUGCCUAACAAAAGCCUGGACUUCUUAAUUUUUGAUGAAACUCAAAGCAUGUCACUUGAUUGGCCUAUGCGCUACAACAUUAUCAAUGGGAUUGCUCGUGGCCUCCUUUAUCUCCAUCAAGAUUCAAGACAAAGAAUAAUACAUAGAGAUUUGAAAGCUGCUAAUGUUCUGCUAGACAGUGAAAUGAACCCCAAAAUUUCAGACUUUGGCCUGGCUAGAAGUUUUGGAGAUAAGGAAACUGAGGCAAAUACAAGGAAAGUGGUGGGAACAUAUGGAUACAUGGCACCCGAGUAUGCAAUUGAUGGUCUCUACUCCAUUAAGUCUGAUGUCUUUAGCUUUGGUGUAUUGGUGCUAGAGAUAGUGAAUGGGAAUCGUAACAGAGGAUUCUGUCAUCCAGAUCACCAGCUUAACCUUCUUGGGCAUGCAUGGAGAUUGUUUGCUGAAGGAAAAUCAUUUGAAUUGGUUGCAUCAGCAAUUAGGGACACCGGCAAUGCUUCUGAAGUGUUAAGAUCAAUUCAUGUAGGCCUGUUAUGUGUGCAACAUAGUCCAGAAGAUAGGCCAAACAUGUCUAAUGUGGUUAUGAUGUUAGGAAGUCAAGGACCUUUGCCCCAGCCUAGACAACCAGGUUUCUUCAAUGAAAGGGAUCUGGUUGAUCAAUCAAGUUCUUCAUCAGCCAGCCAGAAACUUUUAUCAUCUAAUGAUUUCACCAUUGGGAUGUCAGAAGCAAGAUAAAUAAAUUUUCAGGUUAAUUUUGCCUGCCUAGUGAACUCUUAGAAGUUAGAAUUCAUUGCUGUGUAACUGAAGUAUAUUCAAUGUCUUUGAAGCCUGUUAGUUUAUCCUAAUGUGUUUUUUCAUGC